UGUUUUUUGUAACAUGCAGAGGGUGACGAAUUUCCUGUACUUCAGUUCAAGGUCUCAAAGCUGCAAAAGCAAGUCCGGGAGAUGCGUAGAUUCAUGAGAGGCCUCAUUCAGUUACAGGUCGAGCAAUACGAGCCGGCGACAAUCCUGAUCCAGGCUUGGUGGAGAGGGUGUUUGGUCCGCCGGGAGUUGAAGAGGCAAAUGGUGUUUUCAUGGCAUAGGAAUCCAAAGCGGAAUGUCAAGCCGACCAAAUACUUAACCAGGGCCGAACUUCACCAGAGCUGCGAGCGAAUCAGCACUCCAAAGGCAUCACUUCUUGUCAUGGAGGAGUUGGGUGCCGAUAAGGAAACAAUAGCUGCUGUCAAACUUCAGGCAGUCUUUAGAAGCUAUCUUGUCCGGCGGCGGAUUCGAGCAUACCGAGAAGGCAUGAGGGCAGCCACAGUAAUUCAAGCAACGUGGCGCGGAUAUCGCACUCGGAACCUCGAUACACGUUUAGGAGUUGAACAGCUCCGCUUCAGGAACCUGAAAAUUCAAAAGGCAUUCGGGCGUGUGUCCAUCAAGCUGCAGUAUCUUCAAGGCCGGAUUCUCGCGUUAGAGGAAAACAGUCUACCAAUGCACGAGGCGCAAGAGGAGAUUCACAAGGAGCUUGAAGAUAUGGCCGAUCAGAUGGACGUGUUAAAACAAGAUCUGGAGCAGGGUUUGAAACAGUUGGACGAACAGGUUUCUGAAGAAAGAGAGCAGACGACCAUUGAGCUUCGUGCCCUCACCGACCGGAUCCAAAGACUGGAAGAUGAGCUGAAGUCUGUUCGCAGCUCAAACACCAGGUAAGUGCAACUUGCCAGCAAGCAGGACCAUAGUGCGACCAGAUCACGCGUCUGGCAUUGACAGUUAAUUUACUCCGCAAUUUGAUCUAGCAUCGAAAAGCAAGUGAGGUCCUUGACACUCGAGUUACC
This is a messenger RNA of Gamsiella multidivaricata, 950 nucleotides long. RefSeq lists its product as uncharacterized. The record is from RefSeq and is a predicted model, not a curated record. Gene Ontology annotation, molecular function: protein binding. The coding region runs from base 82 to 825 and encodes 247 amino acids. Gene Ontology annotation, biological process: establishment of meiotic spindle localization; spindle organization; mitotic cell cycle. Gene Ontology annotation, cellular component: spindle pole. The transcript is spliced from 4 exons. NCBI's taxonomy places the organism in Eukaryota, Fungi, Mortierellomycota, Mortierellomycetes, Mortierellales, Mortierellaceae.